Messenger RNA from Aspergillus alliaceus, 1913 nucleotides. Its product is annotated as O-acetylhomoserine aminocarboxypropyltransferase/cysteine synthase family protein. Lineage: Eukaryota; Fungi; Ascomycota; Eurotiomycetes; Eurotiales; Aspergillaceae. The coding region runs from base 342 to 1652 and encodes 436 amino acids. Gene Ontology annotation, molecular function: transferase activity, transferring alkyl or aryl (other than methyl) groups; pyridoxal phosphate binding. Gene Ontology annotation, biological process: transsulfuration. The transcript has 6 exons. The record is from RefSeq and is a predicted model, not a curated record.
CUCCUUGAUUUUUUUUUUGGGUGAACAAGGAACACGAAAUGACCCGUAUACUAGAUAGACUCCUAUCGUGUUUCUAACUUUUCUUUUUCUUUUCUUUUCCCAACUCUCUUCUUUAUCCCCUCCCCGCCUAUUGAUCACGCCAUCGUAUUAAUAUCGUUGCUGUUUUCUUCACCCCGCACCUUCAAAUACCAGCAGCAUAAAUGGAUUCCUUCCGCCCCUCAAAGUAUUCAGUAGGAUUUACUGAUAAUAUCAACCUUAAACCCCCAUACAACCCUCUAUAACUUCCGGGUAAUCCGGCCAUAUCUCUCACAGGUAUAGCUACGAUAUCAUUCAAGAGCGCCAUGGCCGAAUCGCAGCAACCUCGUUUCGAAACCCUUCAACUUCAUGCUGGCCAUGAGCCAGACUCGGCGACUAAUGCUCGCGCUGUACCGAUUUAUGCAACCACGUCUUACACAUUCAAUGACUCCGCCCAUGGCGCUAGGCUUUUCGGCCUCAAAGAGUUUGGCAACAUCUAUAGCCGUAUCAUGAACCCGACGGUCGAUGUCUUCGAGAAGCGUAUUGCAGCCCUUGAGGGUGGUGUUGCAGCGGUAGCAGCCUCCUCUGGCCAGGCGGCUCAGUUCAUGGCGAUCUCAGCGCUUGCGCAUGCUGGCGAUAAUAUCGUCUCGACCAGUAACUUGUAUGGAGGCACAUACAAUCAAUUCAAAGUCCUUCUCCCUCGUUUUGGGAUCACGACUAAAUUUGUCCAGGGGGACAAACCAGAGGAUAUUAAGGCGGCGAUUGAUGACCGCACCAAGGCCGUUUAUGUCGAGACAAUCGGGAACCCUCGUUACAAUAUUCCGGAUUUUGAGGCCAUCGCCAAAGUUGCCCAUGAGAAAGGCGUGCCAUUAGUAGUUGAUAACACUUUUGGAGCUGGUGGCUAUUACUGCCGUCCCAUUGAGUAUGGAGCCGAUAUUGUCGUGCACAGUGCAACAAAAUGGAUUGGUGGCCAUGGUACCACCAUCGGAGGUGUCGUGAUCGAUAGUGGUAAGUUCGACUGGGGUAAGCACGGGGCACGGUUUCCCCAGUUUGUGGAGCCAUCCGAAGGCUACCAUGGCUUAAAGUUCUGGGAGACCUUCGGAAAUUUGGCUUUCGCAAUCCGUAUCCGCGUUGAGAUUCUUCGGGAUCUCGGUUCGGCAUUGAAUCCAUUCGCUGCACAGCAGCUAAUCCUGGGACUGGAGACUUUGAGCUUGCGUGCUGAGCGGCAUGCCAGCAAUGCAUUGGCUCUAGCGAACUGGCUGCGUACAAACAACUACGUGAGCUGGGUUUCGUAUCCCGGGCUCCAAAACCAUCCCAGCCAUGAAACAGCCAAGCGAUAUCUGAAACGCGGCUUUGGGGGUGUCUUAUCCUUUGGCGUCAAGGGAGGCGCUACUGCCGGCAGUCAGGUCGUCGAUGGUUUUAAAUUGAUCAGCAACCUGGCAAAUGUCGGAGACUCCAAGACGCUUGCAAUCCAUCCGUGGUCUACGACACACGAGCAACUGACAGAGCAAGAGCGGCUUGACUCUGGUGUUACCGAGGAUGCCAUCCGCAUUUCCGUCGGUACUGAGCACAUUGAUGAUAUUAUUACCGACUUCGAACAGUCAUUCAAAGCGUCUAGUGAUGCAGAUACUCAGUAGACUAUUUAAUGAGGGGAUACUUGGGCGAUUGCAUGGCGAAGACUCUAAUUCGGGAGUUGAUACAAUCUCAAGUGAUGGGGGCAUUAAAGGGGAUGGAAUUCAUAUAGUUAGGAUUUGUUUAAGGUAUAGCCGAAGUAUGACGAACGCAAUGUAUGAAAUCGCAAAUCUAGAAUCGAUCUGCGCAGGGUAUCUAAACAGUUGAAAAUGUCCUUUUUGCACAUAUUGGGGCUUGUAUAGGCUUCGAAUGGAACCGAAUUCAAA